Molecule: messenger RNA, 1489 nt
Organism: Phyllopteryx taeniolatus (common seadragon)
Lineage: Eukaryota; Metazoa; Chordata; Actinopteri; Syngnathiformes; Syngnathidae
Gene: ola1
Product: Obg-like ATPase 1
Exons: 11
Coding region: 145-1332 (395 amino acids)
Cellular component (GO): cytoplasm
Molecular function (GO): ATP binding; ATP hydrolysis activity; GTP binding
Source: RefSeq, a predicted model, not a curated record
CUUGUCGCCCCGACCAAUCGGAAGGCUCGCUUACCAAAACACUUCCGUUUAGCUCUCGCUGCAGCCUGUCUGGUCUUUCCCAGCGGAGUGGUCCGUGUGAGCGGCGUUCACUGAAGUUUACGGCACGUAGAAACAAAAACAAAGAUGCCUCCAAAGAAGGGAGAUGCCCCUAAGCAGCCCCAGUUGAUUGGACGCUUUGGGACGUCGCUUAAAAUCGGAAUCGUGGGAUUGCCGAAUGUCGGCAAAUCCACCUUUUUCAACGUGUUGACCAAAAGCCAAGCUGCAGCCGAGAACUUUCCCUUCUGCACCAUCGACCCAAACGAGAGCAGAGUGCCCGUCCCCGAUGAACGCUAUGAUUUCCUCUGCCAGUAUCAUAAACCAGCCAGUAAGGUUCCCGCUUUCCUUAACGUGGUGGACAUCGCCGGCCUGGUGAAGGGGGCUCACUCGGGGCAAGGGCUGGGGAACGCGUUCCUCUCCCACAUCAGCGCCUGCGACGGCAUCUUCCACAUGACACGGGCCUUUGACGAUGAAGACAUAAUCCACGUCGAAGGCAACGUGGACCCGGUGCGGGACAUGGAGAUCAUCCACGAGGAGCUGCGGCUCAAGGACGAGGAGAUGAUCACGCCCAUCAUCGACAAGCUGGAGAAGACGGCGGUCCGAGGCAACGACAAGAAGCUGAAACCCGAAUACGACAUCAUGUUGAAGGUGAAGAACUGGGUGGUGGACGAGAAGAAACACGUGCGAUUCUGCAACGAUUGGAAUGACAAAGAGAUUGAGGUUCUGAACAAGUACUUGUUCCUCACAUCCAAACCGAUGAUCUACUUGGUCAACCUUUCCGAGAAGGAUUACAUUAGGAAAAAGAACAAGUGGUUGGCUAAAAUCAAGGAGUGGGUGGACACUCACGACCCGGGCUCCAUGGUGAUCCCCCUCAGCGGAGCGUCGGAGUCCAAACUGUUUGACAUGGAGCCGGAGGAGCAGAAGAAAUAUUGCGAGGAGCAAAAGACACAGAGUGUCCUCACCAAAAUAAUCAAGACGGGCUAUGCGGCGCUACAGCUGGAAUACUUCUUCACUGCGGGACCGGACGAGGUGCGAGCGUGGACCGUCAGGAAAGGCACCAAAGCUCCACACGCGGCCGGAAAGAUCCACACCGACUUCGAGAAGGGCUUCAUCAUGGCCGAGGUGAUGAAGUUUGACGACUUCAAAGAGGAGGGCACCGAAAAUGCGGUCAAGGCUGCAGGGAAAUACAGGCAACAGGGUCGGAACUACGUGGUGGAGGACGGUGACAUCAUCUUCUUUAAAUUCAAUACACCCAAUGCGCCCAAGAAGAAAUAAGAUUGUCAAAAAUUAUUUUUAAAUAGGAGAAUGCCAUCCACACUUUGCUUUUUAUUGACCACACACAGAAGGCCUUUAAUCUGCUCCAGAAUCAUGUGGACCUUCAAAGCUGCCCUAAAAACAUGUCAUCAUCAUCAAUAAAAUGUGACAGAACCCG